UGUAGUAGGAAUAUUCCUACUUGCUGCUGCUAACCAAUACUCAAACAACAAUAAACAACUACUUCAAUCUCAACUGGCCUUCCAUCACUCCCUUUCUGCUCCACAUAUUUAAACCCUAAACAAUAUUCAUGUCCCUUUCACAUUCUCAAUAUUCUACUACAACCCCCUUAUUAGGAAGAUUCGAGCAACUUGCGUUCGCUAUUGUAUAUAAUCAUUGGUCCUAAUAAAGCCAAGGCACGAGUGACGGAAUCAUGUUUAUUUUGCAAGAAAAAAGAUGCACAACGCAACCUCAUUUAUCGUCUUUACCUUCUCUAGAUUGCCUCUGCUCUUAUUUUAAAACUCUGAUCCCCAUCACCACUACAGCUACAUUUUUGUUGCCACUCUUCACAUCUUCCUGUUGACUUUACCUGCAGCAUCACCGAUCAUCUAUCGCUGCGUCUGCUAUAACUCCAGCAACGACAUCACAUCCUCCUUGUUGUUGACGAUGAUUUCAUAAAAAUAGAGCAGCUCGUUCUGUAUACACUUUGGUUUCAUCUCCUACUUCUGUUUAUGGGCAGGGAAAGAUCAGCAACAGCCAUGGAGAGGAAUGAUGAGAAGCACGCAGUUAUAUCUCCAGGAAUGAAGGUAGCCAAAGAAGAAGACAUGAGAAAAUCCUUAUUCAGUGCAGCAAAAUCACCAACUGAAACUGGAAGACCAAGCAGCAUGGUUUUUAAGAAAGCUCAUAGAGUAAUACCAGCUCAUAUAGUUGCUGAGGCCAUAUCCACGCUGCACGGUCUGGACCUUAGGUGGUCAGGACCGAUAACUCCGACUGAAAUGCAAUACGUGGAACAGUACGUCGUGGCCAAGUACCCAGAGUACUCCAAUGCCCUCGUGGAAGGAGGAGAGAAAACCGAUCUGUAUGAUCUCUGUAUCACAGAAAAACUUGAAGAACCUCAGCCAGAUGACAAGCGGAAAUCACCAAGAGGAUUUUCCAGAGACACCUUUGGAAGCAGCCUCCCUGAUCUCGAGAAUACGCAACUGGAGCCAUCGAGAUUGCUCAGCAUCCUCACCAAAAAGUCCUCUUUCGUCGGGAGCUUCAUCUCGAUUCCUGAAAUUCAAGCUAGAAACAAGGUUUUGAAACACUGCGGAUUACCUGAUGAGGAGUAUCUUGUUCUCUUUACCCAGAACUACAAGGAUGCAAUGAUGUUGGUUGGAGAAAGCUACCCCUUUUUCAAGGGGAACUAUUACCUGACGAUUAUCGGGGAAGAUGCUGAUUAUGUGAAAGAAUUUGCAACCUACAAGGAAUCAAGAGUGAUUGCGGCACCAGAAUCUUGGUUGGAUUUGAGGAUUAAGGGUUCACAACUUAGUCAUUAUUUCAGGAGGAAAUGCAAGCACACUCCCAAAGGGCUGUUUUCCUACCCGGUUGAAGUAAAUGGAACGCGAUACUCCAUGCAUUGGAUUUCAGAAGCUCAUCGCAACUCAUGGCAUGUUCUGCUUGACACUACAGCACUGGCUGUGGGAGAAGAUCAGCUGAAUCUUGCACUCUAUAGGCCAGAUUUUGUGCUAUGCAGUCCUGAUAAUACACAUGCAAAUUCUUCAACGGUUACCUGCCUCUUGGUAAGAAAAAAAUCCUUUGACAUGUCAACCUCCUCUGCAGCAGUGAAUGAGUGAAGCUAUUCUGUAUAUACCUGUAAGAACAUUAAAGUUUAGCUCAAGUGUCAAGUAGACAUUUUCAUGAUGUAUUCCUCUUGAAUGCUCAAAGCAACAUUCUUUCUUCUUUUUUCAGAGGCAACUCAAAUCAACAUUCUCACUUUACGCAUAAGGUUACAUAAGAUUUUUAGCUGUUAAAAAACAAGCAUACAUAGAUAGCAUUCUUUUAUCAGAAGAAUUUCGUCUAGAUAUCUUAAUUUCCAUACUAAUAUUAUUGAAUACUAUGAAAUUUGAAGCGA
Molecule: messenger RNA, 1928 nt
Organism: Salvia hispanica
Lineage: Eukaryota; Viridiplantae; Streptophyta; Magnoliopsida; Lamiales; Lamiaceae
Source: RefSeq, a predicted model, not a curated record